CUUGUUGACGUAAAUUCGAAGUUAGUGAAGCCGCAUACAGCAUGAAACAACGGUGCUGUGUUAUUAACGCUCCUGGAAAUGAAUCCUGGGUGUUUUAAAUUAAAUUGCGAUAAAAGCCUGGCGUAUAAACAUGGCUAUAACUGGAAUUUCUAAAGAAAAGGGGGAUCCUAUCGCACUUGACAUUUUUUGUUCCUUCGAGGUCUAUAUGAUAUGCUAAUUAAUAACUGUCUUUAUACGUUUAUGUAAAUUAUCAAAUGGUUUUUAGCGACAUCGUUCCCCCUAUCCUGAAAAGAACUGUGGAAGCUUCUGCGUCAUGUUGCCAUGGAGGCCGUCACGUGGUGUACGUUGUCAUGGGGACAUAAUGAUGUGUUACUGUCUGUGGGAUGAAUUGACAGACGAGCAACACCGCUAAUUGACACAAUUAAACAAGCCGAAUGCUAACUGGCACCUCGGCCAAGAUCGCACGGAAUGGCCGAUAUAAUAAAAAAUACCGAUGAAGUGGGCAACAUUUUAGUCAAGGUGAAGGAGGACCUGUGUCAGCUGAAGCAGACCCUCACUCGGGUCACCAUCCAGGGAGCAGGAGAAACCGUGGACAUCCAGGCCCUCCACACGGCCAUCCGCCGGACAGAGAAUGGACUGAGGAAGCGAGCUGAGGAAUAUCUGAAUGCGGUUAACAGGCAGGUGCUGACUCUCCCUGCUAUUGAAGAGGGUGAAAAGCCAAACACACAGGCUGCAAAAUGGAAGCCUCAGCUGAAAACUGUGCCUGACCUGCGACUGCAGAGGAGCCCCGAUUUUGGAAUGGCUGGGAGACCCUCACCUGGGGAACAGCAUAAGUCGGGGUUGCGCAUGAAGGUGAUGUGUAACCCCGCUCACCCUGCGCACAGAGCUCUUCUGCAUGAGCAAUAUGGCAUCCGACUGCCAGGAGCGAGCCCAAGAAAAGGGGGUUCGGCCCAGCUGCAGAAGGUUGUCCAUGGUCCCACAGUGGGCAGUCUUGCGGUGGUGCCUGCCGCCCAGCGGAACAAUCCCUACCUGGCUCCUCCACUGUCCCAGAACGAUAUGAAGACAGGUAUCUCUAGCCUGCUGGAGAGGGGCUUGAUUCCUGCAGCAGCACAGCUUAUCCUGGAGCAGCCUCCUGUCCGACCCGAGGUAGCUCCUCUACACGCCAGAGACAAGGCGCCCUCUGCUGGAGGGACAGGUCAGGGCCACAGAGGUGGAGAGACAACUGGCAGAGGUCCUGUGUCUGGCAGAGCUGUGGGAGAGAGGAUGGAUCUGUCCUUGUCCUUGCGUGAGGAACUGGAACCUGGAUACAGCAGCUGUGACCCCAGCUGGCAAGCUCCCAUCCAGGGCCCUGUCACCCCCCCACCCUCUGUUACCUCAAAGAGAUCGGCCACCAAGCACCGACCCCCCCCAGCACUCACCUCCAGCAGGCUGUGUCCAAUCAUGCCAGAGCCUCUACUGGUGAUGGAGCCUCUCGGCUCGAGCAAGAAUCUCUCCUUCACCAUUCUCAACGGGCAGGUGGAGGAAACCGCCCCAGAGUUCUCCAGAUUCAAGCGGCACUACUGUCUUUCCUGGGGGAGCCUGGCAGGAGCGCUGAGGAGGCUCACGCAGGUACUGCGGGAGUAUGCCGUGCCCGUGGCUGUGGUGAGCGGGCCAAGGAUGGCGGAGCUGGCUCAGGGCGGAGAGCUUGAUGGAGGAGGGCUCAGCUCGGGCGACCUCAUCUCCACUCUGCUGAACCAGGAGGAGGUGUGGGAGAUAGUGCGACGCCCUGGCCAGCGCUACAGGGGGGAGGGCGGGACAGAGGCGGCUGCCGUAGCAAUUCAAACCUCUUGGAGAUGCUACCGUGUCCGAUCCGCCUACCUGCGCUACCGGCGGCAAAAGUGGGCGGCCGGUGUCAUCGCAAUCUCCUGGCUACUGCAUGCUCAGAUGGCACGCACAAGAAAGGCCCUGCAGGCAUCUCGGCAGAGACACCUGGAGAAUUUCCGCAGCAGGGCUGAGCAUCUGGCAGCCAACUGGAAACACAUCAGGUCUUCCAGGAGGAGUAUUAUCCACAUCCCGUCAUUAGGGCGCUCUCAGCCUCUGCGCUUCAGCCUGAAGGACCUGGACAUGCAGCAGGGCACACAGCUGGGCCGGCUGUGUGAUGUGCGAGAUGAGAAUGUGGAGGUGAUCUACGUGUCUCCUGUAGCGCUGGGAGAGGAGAUGCAGCAGUAUUACUCCCGGCUGCUGGGGCUGCAGGGGGCUGUGACCAAGGCCGAGCCGGGGGACACCCCCACUCCCUCCGUUCAGCGCUUCACCAUCCUCACCCCAGACGCCCUCGGCUACUUCCCAACCCAUAGCAUGUGCCUUUCCACACUGCUGAAGUACAGCCCGCGGACGCUGAGGCGCAUUAAGAACCUGAUCCGAGGAAAGCCCGCCUAUAUCGUCGGGGGGGCCCUGCACGCAGAUGACCUGGACGUAGCGGACACUCUGGGGGUGCCGAUUCUGGGCCCCGAGCCCGCGCUGGCCGAGCUGUAUAGCACCAAGUCCGGCAGCAGGAGAGUGUUUUCCAGCGCCGGAGUUGCCCUUCCGCCAGGUCACGGCGACAUCUACACCCUGCAGCAGUUGUACGAUGCUCUGAGUCAACUGAUUACUGACCACCUGGAGGUCGAGCGCUGGCUAUUGAAGGUGGACAGUGAGUUUGGCGGCAGGGGUACAGCUUUCUGUGAUGUCUCCCACAUGAGCUGCUAUGCCUGGGCACUGAAGGAGUUCAGACGGUACGGGCCAGAUCGCUGGAGCCACGCCUGGGCCCAGGAGCAGGUCCUGCUGAAGGUCCAGGAGGAGCUGCCCAGCCUACUGGCUCGCCACGCCCAGCCCGUCAACACUUCGCACUACCCCACGUGGGACAACUUCCUGCAGCACUUCCUCCGAGAGGGUGGGGUAGUGGAAGCCUACCCUCCAUCUGACAGCGUGACCUGCCUGACAGUGGACAUGCUGAUCGAGCCCAAUGGGGAGGUGUCUAUGCUGUCCUGUGGGGACCAAAUCCAUGGUUCCAGUGUGUUGAAGGCUAUGGGUUCCUCCGUCCCACAGGCAUCUGUCUGUCCUGACACCCUGCAUGCCAUCUGCACCCACAUCGCCCGAGCCUGCCAUCAGCGUGGGGUCAUUGGCCACUUCUCUGUUGACCUGGCCACCUUCCUGCAUCCCCGCACCCUUGAACAGCAGACAUGCUGACUUAUUGCUUCAAUUGGAACACCAAGGUCCUGAUGGGUUCUUCCCCCAACCCCUGAGGUACUGUUUCUGGUAAAGCACAGUAUGAAAAGAUCCUGUGCACACAGAAGACAGAUGGACAUGUUGGUUGAGGGGCUGUCCUGAGAGAUGUGUAUGUGGAGUAGUUGAGCUGCGUGUAUUGUAGCUGAGGUUCAUCCACUCCUGGCUGGAGCUGAGUGUGUCCGUCACCCGUCCUUGUGGAGUGAGGUGUCCUGAGGCAGAGAGCGAGCCACCACACAGACAGACCGACAGACAGAUAGGAACUGGAGCCUUUAUUUAAGCAGUAUGGAGGACUGUUAAUCUGAUCCCCUGUGAAGAAGCAGCAUUAGAGCCUGUAAUACUGCAGCAAAAGCCGCUUAGGACAAAGUGUUUUCCACUGUCCAGUCAGCCCUAUAAAGCCCCUCUCCUCCUGGCUCUUUCCAAUAGGUAUUGCAUCCAGCAGGCAACACUGGGGCUCUACCGCAGUCCCCCAGCCAAUUAACCAAUGUUCAUUUGGUAUAGUGUCCUGUAUAGCUGAGUACCAUCUCACUGCUGUCAUACUUUACAGGUUACAGCAGGACACAGAACGUGUGUGGUGCUAUACAUGCGUCAAGUACAAUAAAUAAUCAAGUUUCAGAUACAUGCAAUCAAAAUGAUUAAAAACAUAUACAGAUUGCAUCAGGCCUAACAAGCCAUUGAUAAAUGACUCAAUACAUUUUAAAUCUAAAGCAUUCAUCACCGGGUUUCCAGCAUUCAUAGGAAGUUUUCAAGAUGGCUUACAAGAAAAGAAAAUUCUAAUUAAAGCUUUGCUCUUUAGAUUUUUUUAAUUGUCAUCUUCCACUUAAGCUAGACAGUAAAGGUGUACAAAUAUGCUGUGCCCUAUUCUGAAGCCUGAAGUCAUAUUUAGUGUGCUCCAAGCAAUUUUAAAUGACAUUUAUUUUAGUCAGGAAAUAGAUUUAUAAUCCCUUCCAUUCAAAAACAGGCAUUUAAACAAAAUAAAAUACAAGAUGUGUAGUCCGAUAUGUCAUUGGACCCCUUAACGAUGAGCGUAACUUAUUUUUAAAAGCAGAUUGUGCUUUUGAAAUGAUACAACAUAAGCAUUAAAAAAAACAAAACCUAAACAAGCACAAAGUGGUCCUGAGCCAUUAACAGAAGGAUCUGGAUUACAAACCGCAUCUCCCCAUAACUGGAGCAGACAAGAGCGAUGCAUGUAUACAAACGUGUCUGGGUUUGAACAGCCAUUUACAUUCAAACCUGUUGCUAAAAGCCGUCAUUUUUUUUAAAAGAGAAAAGUGGGUCGCAUGUGUUUGCCCUUGUAUUCCUGCAGCACAUUGUGAAGUAAUGGAGCCUCAGCUGCUGGAUUGUGGCUUUUAAUGAAAAAGUGGACUAUAGAAACAGGUACAAUCCAGGCUCGUAUUUCAGCUGGCUUUGUUAUGUCUGACAAUGAGGCAGGGCUGUUUGAUUCUUACAGACUUGGUAAAUGGCUCUCUGGAGCCUGCCCAUCACCCAGCCUCGGGUAUUAACUAGAACGGAGCGACCACGGGAUCAAUAUGGUAAUAAAUCAGGGCAGCUCAGGGCUUUAUUUCUGUUGAUUCCCAGGUUAAAAUUAAAUUUAGACACAGUUGGCUUCUGUGCUGGGUUAUGCAAUCAGUUUGGUACGUUGUAGUUUGUUGUUUAUGUACCGUUUUUCACAUCACUGGUCAGUAAUUCAGAGGUUCGUUUUUUUUUUCAUUCAAUACAACCAAAGGUUGCUUUCAGUACAGCAGCGGGGAAUUGAUACAUUGCCUUCACAGAUGGAUCCCUUUAUGGGUUUACAAACAAAAUCAGCAACAGCCAUCAGUGGGGAACAGUUUUUCCACUGGCACUGUGCAUUACUUCAGGAAAGGAAAGUUUGUGUCAUGUGAGCUACAGUAGAUAACCAUCAGCCUUAAAGCAUGAGUUCCCACAGUGACAAAUCAUCUGUUACAAACCGCAGACUUUCUCUAUGCCAGACACAAUUCAGAUACAGUUCAGGUAUGUUAAGCAUUAAUAUAUUUUGUUGAGCAUAUGAGAAUUAGCCUAAAUUUGCCUUAAAUUAGCCUAAAGUUAUUGAGCUGUUAAAAUUGCGGGGAUACCAUAAUAUCAUCUCAGUAGAACACCUCUUCUUUUAUUCAUUGUGAUUCUGGGGAGAAAAAUAAUAACCUUGCAAAUGCAAAUAUAAGUAGGUGCUUCAAGAUGAAAAGUGUGUUGAUUGGACAAUAUAAUAUAUAUGGACAAUCCGGCGUGGUGUAUACCUAAUCGGUACUAAACCACUACAGCCUUUUCUUACAAUCCUGCCCCUUUUAAACCCGCUAAGUUUUAAUUAUGCCAUCGAUGGGCACACCCCAGUCCCGUAACUCAGGUGAGCCAGGCAGCACUGGCCCGUGCACAGCUCUGACGGAUUCUGAAUUUGAGCUGUAAUAAAACGCAGUUAAACCAGCAGAGAACAGGGGUCAGCCAGCAGACUCCAUCAGUAGCCAUUUGCAUUUGAUGGCUGCAGCGUUUAGGUUGACAAAUAGGAUCUAUGACUAGACGAGGGCCACCUGGCAGUUAGUUAUUAAGAACUCCUUCAAUUGUGAUUUAUUUCCAUGCUCCUAAAGAGGGGGCAUUGCUAUUAAAAUAUUAUUCAGAAAUUAGCCCUGUUUUAGCAUAAGGCCUUGACUGUGUGACCCCUUAAUAUCCUUAUAAUGAUGCCAUUUACCAUGCGGAUCUUGAGUCGCUCUCUUGCGAGUGUGUUGGAGAAAGCCAGUCUCCUUGCAGAAUUCCUCCUGCUCCACACACUAACUCAGGUGAAGUGAUGGAGUUGGGGUACAGGGACCACAGAGUCACAACGCCCUCCCCCACCUCACUGCUUUCAGAUAUUUAUGACUUCAUGGCUGUAUUUUAUUAUCUAUGGGGAGAAAUUCCUUAAAAUUCUGGCCUGCCAGCAGAUUUGUGGGUCUUCUGUAAAGUUGUUUAUUGAGGUGUUUAUUUCAACCUUUGUUGUUCCUGUUGCCUGUUUGUUGCUUCAUUAUUACCUGGUAUCAGAAUUUACGUGUUAAUCUGUCAAGUGUUGCACACAUAAUAUAGUUAAGAUGAAUAGAA
This is a messenger RNA of Lepisosteus oculatus (spotted gar), 6321 nucleotides long. It is a transcript of the gene iqch, whose product is annotated as IQ motif containing H. The record is from RefSeq and is a predicted model, not a curated record. NCBI's taxonomy places the organism in Eukaryota, Metazoa, Chordata, Actinopteri, Semionotiformes, Lepisosteidae. Gene Ontology annotation, molecular function: protein binding.